Lactuca saligna is the source of this 1065-nucleotide messenger RNA. NCBI's taxonomy places the organism in Eukaryota, Viridiplantae, Streptophyta, Magnoliopsida, Asterales, Asteraceae. The record is from the annotation of a GenBank genome assembly.
AUGUUUUUUAGGACAGGUGGUAAUGAUGGGUUUGAGGACUAUUGUUUUGAGGGUGCAGAUGCAGAGGCAACCUUUCGGUCACCACAUACCCCACACACACUGAUGGCACCGAACACGCCAUUGACGUCGCAUGGCUCCGCCUCUAGAGGCAUUUCAGGAGGUCACGACUCGAAUGCGAGUGAUUUUCACGCCUCAUCGUUGCCCCUCAUCAGACGACAUGGGGAAAAGUUUGGGGAUCAAAAAAUCCACAGCGCGUGUAUUCAUCUCUUUUGGGAGAAUUUAGAUCAUCCGUGGGCCCAGUUCAGUGAUAUUCCAAAUGAGGCUCUUCUACAGAUGUUUUCGCGUUUCGGGACAAUGUACAGGUGGUAUUCACAAGAGAAUGAGAACAUAUUUGAUGCAUUCAAGUGUGUCCUCAAGGAUAGAUACAGAGAUAGGAUGAAAGGUAUCAGGAAACAAUCUGCCGACAUGGCACGAAAUGAUGGGAAACCCCUCCCCCCAAAGUUUUGUAGCUACUAUGAUGGGAUGCAUAACUACCGCCCCGAACGCGUACCGGAGACUGUGUGGCAACGAAAAUUGAUGGGUAAACCACCCACACAAUAUGAUGUUUUCGUGCAGACGCAUGGCACCGCCGAGUCAAAGAAAAAAUAUUUUGAGGGAAAUCAUGAAAAUAUUGAAUAUUGCUCGCAGACGGCCAAAGAAGCACUAGAGGGGUAUCUGCAUGGGUUGGUCAACAAAUUUGGUGAAGAUCCUUCAAAUCGUAAGGAUGAUGUAGAUGUAUGGGAGGAAAGCCAACUUAGAAGAAAAGGAAAGAAGAAGGGUGCUAUCUAUGGGAUAGGAGCAUCGGAUAUACAUUUUUUGGUUUUAGGGACUCCAUCUUCCCAAUCCACCCAGUCCACCCAGUCGGAUAGCACACAACAAGAGGUUGAUAGGUUGCGUGCACAAGUUUCUGUCAUGGAACAACAACAACAACAAAUGAAAGAACAAAUGGAGAUGGUUAUGAGGAUGAUAAAUAUGUCUGGAAAUCAACCCCAUGGUCCCCCCGAUAAUCCACCCGAGGACAAUUGA